Prunus armeniaca (apricot) is the source of this 1335-nucleotide messenger RNA. Lineage: Eukaryota; Viridiplantae; Streptophyta; Magnoliopsida; Rosales; Rosaceae. The record is from the annotation of a GenBank genome assembly.
AUGAGGGUUGGUGAUUUUUUCAUCCCUCAUGGAGGUAGAACCACCGCCCCGAAUCUAAUCCUGAAUCAGGAUCCUCUUUUGAUGACCCCGACCCCGACCCCGACUAUGACGACGACGACCUCGACUCCAACUUUGACUCCGACAACGACCUCAACCCCCACUCCGAUGAUGACUUUGACCCCGACCCCGACCCCGAAUUUGUCUUUGAUUCAGACCCCAAUCUCGACUUCGACUCCGACUUCGACCCCGACUCAGGCUCAGAUCCCGAUCCGAAUUCCUACUAAACCUGUAUCCUAUACAUCUUCCGCUGCACAGAUUAUGACUUGUCGACUAACGACCCCAACACAUGGACCAGAUUGCGAAUAUUGUGGUGAUCCGAGACACACUCGUGAGACUUGUUUUAAAUUGCAUGGCUAUCCUGAUUGGUGGGCUACUCUUAAAGAUCGAGGACAACGCAAUACGACCAAUAAUGGUACUGGUUAUGGAUUCCAUACUUCCGCUAAGAUUGAUUCCAGGAGUUGGAUAAUUGAUUCCGGUGCAACUGAUCAUAUGACGUUUGAUCCUGAUGAUUUUCUGAAUACUACACAACCUCGACGAACCUGUAUUGCAAAUGCCAAUGGUGUUACUUAUCCUGUGACAGGGGCUGGCACUGAUAUUCACACUAAGGAGAUUCUUGGCCGUGGUACUAAGAGAGGGGGGCUAUAUUAUGUCGAUGACUUCAGUCCUGGCAUGGCUAACAGUGUGACGCAUCCCUUUGAUAGCAAACAAAAGCAAAUCUGGUUGUGGCACCGUCGAUUGGGACAUCCCUCUUUUAGUUAUAUGAAGUAUCUUAUACCAGAUUUAUUCUCAGGUUUCAAGGACUCCGACUUCACAUGUGAUACUUGUAUUUUGGCCAAGAGUCACUGUGUGCCCUACCCGUUGAGCACGAACAAGUGUACUACUCCAUUUACGUUAAUUCACUAUGAUGUUUGGGGACCUUCACCUGUCACUUCUCCUUCUGGUGUUCGAUGGUUUGUCACGUUCGUAGAUGAUUGUACACGGAUGACAUGGCUUUAUUUGAUGAAGAAUAAAAACAAAGUUUUUUCCGGUUUUCAGUCCUUCCACAAACAGAUGAAAACUCAGUUUAAUGCUCAAAUCCAGAUUCUUCGCUCCGACAAUGGUGGAGAAUUUGUCAAUCAUGACUUUCAGACUUACUUCCAACAACAUGGAAUUACCCAUGAGACGACUUGUCCUCAGACACCACAACAAAAUGGUGUUGCUGAACGAAAGAAUCGACAUCUUCUUGAAACCGCUCGAGCACUUCUGAUUGGCGCUCAUGUUCCUCGCCAUCACUAG